UGUGGACAUUUUUAGACCGAGUUGAGAAAUACAGGACACCAGAUGGAAUGACAGCUGUUUUUAUGACUUUGCAUAGCACUAAUGUCUGUUGAGGAGGAAGAGCGUGUUCAGUCCGGCUCAUUGCCUCAGCAGUAAAGUAAUCAGAUGUCUUCACAAAGGCAAGAAGAGAAGACAUCCAGACAUAGCCGAACUGAAGUGCCAUCACACCAUUUACAAUACUAAAGUUGAAAGGAGUUGUCUGACAUCAGAUAUUUCUUCAACUACCCAUUUCAACCAGCUGUUCAGCAUGCCUCUGUACAUCCAUGCCUUGGCAUGUGCUUUCGGUCUGGGCUCCUGGGUGUCCAUUAAUGGCUUGUGGGUGGAGCUUCCUCUGAUCGUCAAUGUUCUGCCAGAGGGUUGGGAUUUGCCCUCGUACCUCACAGUCAUCAUUCAGCUGGCCAACGUAGGCCCUCUGCUGGUGACCCUGGCACACAAAUUCUGUCCCGGACGACUACGUGAACAUCUGGUCAUCUAUGCGGUCCUGUCGAUCGGUGUUGUAGCUUGCGUCCUACUUGCCGUGUUUUGGAAGAACACCACUGUGAUCCUUGGGCAACCGCAUAGCACAGCAUUUUUCAUUCUCACGUUUUUUCUUGCUCUAGUUGACUGCACCUCAUCUGUCACCUUCCUGCCAUUCAUGAUGCAACUUCCAGCCAAAUACAUCACCACAUACUUCAUUGGAGAAGGUCUGAGCGGACUAGUUCCAGGCCUGGUGGCACUAGCACAAGGGGGCGGGAUGUCAAAAUGUGUCAAUGUGUCUCAUGUGUCAGAUAACCUCACAGAGCCCGGACCUCCAAUCUUCAUUGUGGAGACCCAGUACCUCUCUCCUAAUUUCUCCUCUGAGAUAUUUUUCUCCUUCCUGGCCGUAAUGACAGCAAUAAGCCUGGGCUCCUUCAUCAUAUUAAACCGCAUGCCUCGUACAUAUGAACUAUCCACUGAAAAUCUCGUCCCGGACUCAGAUGCUGUUGCAACAGUCUGUAGGGGUUUGGAAGACCCUAUGGACCCCAGUCCAAAGACAAAAAGUCCAGAGGAAAAGAUGACAAGUACAGUGCUGCUUUCUAAACCACUGCACUCCGGCUAUCAGUUGGCGUUUAUCUAUUUUAUGGUUUUGUGGGUGAACGGUGCAACAAACGGACUGCUACCCUCAGUGCAAACAUUCUCCUGUAUGCCAUAUGGAAAUAUGGCCUAUCACCUGUCAGCUGCUCUGUCAGCGGUAGCCAAUCCAGUGGCCUGCAUCAUUGCCAUGUUUUACCCUAAACGUUCAUUAGUAUUUCUGGGUGUCCUGUGUCUACUGGGCUCUGUUUUUGGAGGCUACAAUAUGUCCAUGGCUGCCAUGAGUCCCUGCCCAUUACUCCAAGAUACACAUCUAGGGGAUGCUAUAAUAGUUUUGUCAUGGGUGUUCUACACCGGUUUGCUGUCCUAUGUGAAGGUGAUGGUGGGUGUGAUUCUGAGGGACUGCAGUCACAGCGCCCUCGUUUGGUGUGGAGCAGCAGUUCAAGCAGGCUCUUUGUUGGGCUCCGUCAUUAUGUUUCCCCUGGUUAACAUCUAUCAUCUUUUCCAAUCAGGAGACGCUUGCAACACCAUAUGCCCAUUAUAAUAAGGGUUUAAAAAGAAUAACAGGGGAAUAAAAUACUGCUCCUUUUUUCCUUUUAUUUUCUUUUCACAUUAACUUAACAUUUGUACUUUUUUUGUUGUUGUUAAUUAUUGUGGAUUAUUAUUUAUUAUGUUAAGAGUUCAUGAUAUCUGGAAAUAUCUACAAGUGUUUCUGGAUCAAUUAUGGAUUACCAGUCCAAUAUUAUAGCAACAUCUUAUGAGUGCUAGUGCUGUCAAAUGAUUAAUCGCGAUUAAUCAGAUCCAAAAUAAAAGUUUUUGUUUAUAUAAUAUAUGUAUGUGUACUAUGUAUA
This is a messenger RNA of Carassius carassius (crucian carp), 1940 nucleotides long. RefSeq names its product solute carrier family 52 member 3 (gene slc52a3-1). Gene Ontology annotation, biological process: riboflavin transport. Gene Ontology annotation, cellular component: plasma membrane. Gene Ontology annotation, molecular function: riboflavin transmembrane transporter activity. The coding region runs from base 287 to 1633 and encodes 448 amino acids. The transcript has 4 exons. The record is from RefSeq and is a predicted model, not a curated record. NCBI's taxonomy places the organism in Eukaryota, Metazoa, Chordata, Actinopteri, Cypriniformes, Cyprinidae.